This is a messenger RNA of Pogoniulus pusillus (Red-fronted tinkerbird), 1581 nucleotides long. It is a transcript of the gene ERICH1, whose product is annotated as glutamate rich 1. The record is from RefSeq and is a predicted model, not a curated record. The transcript has 6 exons. Bases 106 to 1104 code for a protein of 332 amino acids. Lineage: Eukaryota; Metazoa; Chordata; Aves; Piciformes; Lybiidae.
CGGACAGGCGCGGCGGCGCCCAGGAAGCAGGGCGGGCCAAGGAAGGCUGGCGGUGCAGUAGGGCACGUUGGGCUCCUCGUAGGGGCGGCCGAUGCGGCUCGGGGUAUGGCUGUGAGCAGGAGGGAAGUGUUUAUAGAGAGAGUACUGAAACGACUCUAUGCCGAACCUUCACCAUCUUCUCUUGCGCGUGUGUCAAGUAGAGAAGAGGAGGCAGUUGUCGGCAAUCGAGGCUCAGCAUCCAGUGAACAGAGUUUGGCUAAUGUCCAGACUUCGUCAGCAGAUGCAAGCACUUCAACUGAUAGACCCUGCAAGUCGUGUCAUGGUAGUGGUGACACAGUUCUGCCUCCAAGAAGAAUGUACACAGUGAGUCUUCCACUAGAGGGUCAUGUUGCAGUCACUCCAGAUACUACUGGCAUUUCAGUUCCUGAACCCUCAGACAGUAGUGGUGACUCAACAGAGGAGGAAUGUCAAGGACAAAGCAAGAGAAAACGCAUCCGAAGAAAGAAACAAAAGAGCAGUUUGCAAAACUCUAAUGACUUACAUGGAGAACAAACAGAAUCUGGAGUGCAAGAGAAUGUUGUUCAAGAUAAUUUACGGCUGCAGCAGAUAGACAGUCCCAAAAUAAGCAAAAACAAAAGGAGGAAAAUGAAAAAGAAGCGACAUAAAGAAAAAAUGAGAGCAGCUGGCUUGAUAACAAAAACUACCAGUGUGGAUUUUACCUAUCAGCCUGACAAAAACAUCAGAGAAGAAGCAGCAGGCCUAACAGACAUAGAUGAAAAAGCAGAUAGCAUUCUGGACUUCCUGCAGGCAACACAACAAAUUUAUUUUGCUGACAAUAAAUCAGCAGGUGCAGAUUCUGCUGUAAAUUCAGCAACUGCCCAAGAGCUUUUACAGUCUCUUGAAUCUCGCACCAUCUCUGCAUCAGAUGUGGCUCUUCUCCAUCAGCUGAAAUCCCUUGUUUUGCUACAGGAUGUUAACAGACUGGGGGAUGCUUUGAAACAAUUCCAAGAACAAGCCAUGAUGCCUCCUGAUCAUACCAAGACAGUCACGUCUCUGUUUCUCUACUGGAUUACGGAUAUCCUUCCUGUGAAGAACAGGAAAUAAGCCCUGCCUGUGUCCAUAUGUGCAGGGUUAAAAUUUCCUAUACAGACUCUUAACCAAGUAGGAAUUGUUGAGGAAGAGCAGUCUCAAUGCACAUACUACACCUGCAGGUAAAUGAAUUGUUUUUCUGCACUGCAAACUCCAAGGACAAUAUAUGGGAUUUUUGUGUUUGUUUGGGCAACAGUAUCCAUAUGCUGUGUGGCCUGCAUCUUCAGCUGGGUUAGCAGGUACAGUUAACUUUAGGAUAGUGGAUGCAACAGAAAUGGUAAAAUCUGUGUCAAAUACUUUAAGUAGUACAGUUGUUGGGGAUUUCUUUAUAAAUUGAUUGUUGCUCUGUGCAAGUUUUUUCUCUGACUUUAUCUGAUAUAUCUGUUUGCCUGGAAAAAAUAAAAAUCUAUUUUUAUAUUUAAAUCUAAGCAGCAAUACAUCUGAAGAAUGGCUCUUUUGGCUGAAUAAACUGCUAAAUUGUAGAAACAAAAA